AUGUCCGCUGAAGCACCUCCAAAGUACAUUUACAAAAUUGUUCCUUCAGCGCCUGAGGAUCCAUUUCCCAAUGAACAUCCUUUGUCAGAGCUUGACCGGAAUGAUGGUUUCGUCCAUCUAAGCACGUCCACUCAAGUACCCAAGACAGCAGACUUGUUUUUUACCCGUGCAUCCUCACUUUGGGUUAUCAAACUGGAAUUUGCCCAGUUUGCUGAUUCUCUCAAAUGGGAGGACAGUUUCCCGCAUUUGUACAGCAACUUUGGGGUUAAGAAUGUGGACUCUGUUGAGAAGUUUGUUCGCCAGGAGAACGAAACAUGGGGCGAAGUUAUGGGAAAGUCAGCUUGGUUGGAGUAG
This is a messenger RNA of Fusarium sp. VM40, 354 nucleotides long. The record is from the annotation of a GenBank genome assembly. Lineage: Eukaryota; Fungi; Ascomycota; Sordariomycetes; Hypocreales; Nectriaceae.